Messenger RNA from Cordyceps militaris CM01, 3186 nucleotides. Its product is annotated as Viral A-type inclusion protein repeat protein. The coding region runs from base 1 to 3186 and encodes 1061 amino acids. The transcript has 3 exons. Gene Ontology annotation, cellular component: Golgi apparatus. The record is from RefSeq and is a predicted model, not a curated record. Lineage: Eukaryota; Fungi; Ascomycota; Sordariomycetes; Hypocreales; Cordycipitaceae.
AUGUUCCAGAGAAUACGCGGCGCCAUCGACCGCACUAUAGCGGAGGAGCAGGCACGGCAACGAGGCGAUGAUGCGCCCGUCUCCCGGUCUGCUUCCGACUCCUCUAGGCAAGGAGCGAAUGGUGCGCGACGGCCCCGACCAAACAACGGCAUGACCGACGCGGGAGAGGCACCCCCGAACCCCGACCCUGCCGUCUUCGAGGCCGCAUUUGUCAUUGACGAUAGCGAUGAGCCAAGCCGCACUGGCACUCCGAAGCCGCCGGUGCCCGAGAAAGACGCCCCCGCCUCCAACGACGCUGCCGCCGCCGACGACAGCAAGUCUACCGACACAAAGAGCGAAAAGCGCCCAAGCACAGAGAAUGCAAAUUCCACCAACUCCUCUACGAGCUCAACUAAGAUGGCUACGUCGCAGACGCGCUCGGCCGAGCUAUCACCGGAGAUCAAGCAACGCCUGCGGAAGCUCGAGAAGCUCGAGUCUACGUACCCAGCGCACAAGCGAGCGACAUCUAUCGAGCCUUUUGAAAAGGCACUGCGCGAGAACACCCCCCUCACCUCCAUUGUCGAUCCCGAUGCCAUGAUCGAAUAUCUCAACCAACUAAGCCAGCGCGGGGGCAUGGUCAUGGAUGAGCUGAAGCGCGUCUCUGCCGAAAAGGAUGAGAUCAAGAAGAAGCAGGUUGAGGCUGAGGAGUCGUUGCGUGACACCAAGAAGGAACUGGAAGAACUGAGGGCGGCGGGAAAAAAGGCUGCUGCAAACGGCACUGAUGUCUCCAACUCCUCCAAGAAGGAGGCUGGCGACGACUUCUUUUCCUACGAGGACGAAAUUCCGCAGCUUCAAGCCGAUGUGGAAGCCAAGGCGGAGGAAAUUGAGAAACUCAAAUCAGAGGUGACCAAGCUCCAGGGCGAUCUGGCCGCCGCGAAAGAGAACAGUGCUGGUCUGGCGGUGAGUCUUGACCAGACUUCCAAGGACCUGAGGGAAUCGCGCGACGGAUCGAACGACCAGAAAAAGCUCCAAACGGACCUCGAUUCUCGAACGAAGGAAGUCGAAGAGCUCACUGGCAAACUCAAGACGACCGAAUCAGAGUUGAAGAAGCUUCAGGCCAGCUCGAGCGAAGACAUCAGUGCUAGCGCCGCCAAAGUAGAAAAUGCUGAGACCUCUCAGGCUGCGGCUGAGAAGCGAGCCAAGGACCUGGAUGGAGAGCUCACCAAGGCUAAGAAUGCCACGAAUAUCUCUAAGAACUUGAUCGAUGACCUCAAGUCACAGGUUGAAAAACUGAACGCCGAAAAGUCGGAGAAAGAGAUCAAGAUUGAUGAGCUAACAAAGAUGAUCAACGAGAGACCUUCUGAACCUACAGUUGCCACUUCUGAUACGAAAGAUAAGCCGGUCGUAGCUACUGGAGCAUCCGCCAGCUCGAAGAAGAAGAACAAGAAGAAGAAGAAGGGUGGCGUCGCCGCUCAAACCGUCGCUGAUGACGACAACGAGAGCAAGACCAGUGAACCUGCAAAGGAGGAUUCAGGCGUCGAUGCCAGUGCUCUUCAGGCCGAGAUCGACCAACUCAAGGAGGAGAUCAAACAAAAGGACGCCGAAAUCGAACGCCUAAACAAGAAGCGAAAGUCUGAAGAGGAUCUGCAAGAGGAGAUUGAGACCCUCAGAGAUAACCUGGUCAAUAUUGGACAGGACCACGUUGAGGAUAAGGAGAAACUCAAAUCACUCCAGCAGGAGAAAAAGGAGCUCCAGGCAGAGAUCGAAGCGGUUCAGACCAAGCUCAAGUCGUCAACCUCCAGCUCCCAGGAAAGCGGCAAGAUUCGAGGCGAGAUGGAUGCUUUGCAAAAGGAGCAUGACGGCCUCAAGGAAAAGUUUGGCACCCUGCAGUCAGACCUUGGCGCCGCCCAGCAACUAGCGCAAACAAGAUUCAAAGAUCUUAGUGAGCUAAAGGAAGUCUUGCAAAAAGCCCAGCCAGAGCUUAAAAGUCUGCGCCAAGAAUCUGCCAUGCUCAAGACUACAAAGGAGGAGCUGGCAAACAAGGUCAAAGAGUUGAAGGAAAUGGAAAAGAAGGAGAGAGAGCUGAAAAAGGAGAUUACAUCGGCCCAACAACUUGCUACUGACCGCGCUACUGAGAUUAAGAAUCUCAAGGAAAAGCUCGGUCAGGAGACGAGUGGGAAACAGAAGCUCGAGGAGGCGCAGCGUGUUUCUGGCCGUGACUUGCGUCGUGCCGAGGCCAGCAAGGUGGAAUUGAGCGCCAAGGCGGAAAAGGCAGAAGCCGAGCUUCAGAAACUGCAAGAGGAAGCCAAGAUGCUGCGACCUCGUGUCAAGGAACUCGAGGAGCAGAUGCACAAGUUCAAGCGUGACAAGUCGGCAGCACAGGAAGAAGCCGAAUUCAAGUCGCAACAAUACAUCAACGCGCAGGCGCUGCUCAGCAGCAUGCGCGAUCAGACAACCGAAAUGUCUGUGCAGCUCAAGGAGUCCAAGUCGCAAGCGGAAGCGUUGGAGGAGGAGCUUGCCGAGGUGCAGAAGCUGCUGCAGGAGAGAAGCCGCGAAGGGGAGACGAUGCGCCGGCUGCUCUCCGACGUGGACGAGCGCGCGGACAGCAAGGUGCGCGAAAUGCGCACGCGCAUGGAGGCGGCCGUGGAAGAACGCGAACGCAUCGAAGACGAGUCCAGCACGCUCGCCCGCAAACGCUCGCGCGAGGCGGAAGAGCUCAAGCAGAAGCUGCGCGAGCUCGAGCGCGAGGUCAAGAACGCGACGCAAGAGCGCGACGACCUGGACGAGAAGUCCAAGGAGUGGCGCCGCCGCCGCGACGAGCUCGAGGCGAUUGAGGAGCGCGCGUCGGCCGAGGCCGAGGAGCUCCGGACCACGGCGUCGCAGCUCCGCAGCGCCCUCGACGCGUCCGAGAAGCACGUCCGCGACGGCGAGAAGCAGCGCGGCGACCUGCGCACCAUGCUGGACGAGGCGCGGCAGCGCUACGACAAGAUGGCCAAGGAUCUCAGGGCCGCGCAGUCCAAGCUGCUGUCGAGUCCAAGUAGGACGUCGAUUGACUCGAACCGCAGCGGCUCAAUUAAUGGCGCCAGCAGCGGCGCGGACACGGCGUAUCUAAAGACGAUUCUGCUGCAGUUUCUGGAGCAAAAGGACGGACGCCUCCGCGCGCAGCUCGUGCCUGUCCUGGGCAAGCUGCUGAAGUUCGACAAGUAA